Esox lucius (northern pike) is the source of this 1048-nucleotide messenger RNA. Its product is annotated as acetylcholinesterase collagenic tail peptide. The transcript has 15 exons. NCBI's taxonomy places the organism in Eukaryota, Metazoa, Chordata, Actinopteri, Esociformes, Esocidae. The record is from RefSeq and is a predicted model, not a curated record. Bases 46 to 987 code for a protein of 313 amino acids.
GAGGAGCUAUAGUGAGAACAGAGCUUACAGAGAUCUAGGGGGAUCAUGCAUAAACAAAAUGCCUUUAUACUCAAUCUUAUCAUGGGAUGCACUGUUAUACUCACCGAAGCUACAUCAUUCUUACGAUCAGGGAAGAAUGCCUGGUUGGUUCCGAAAUGCAGAACACUGUUGUCUCCUCCACCACCUCCCCCCUUUCCUCCAGCAACACAGACGUCCGCCCUUCUCGUUGAUGUAAAUGAACUUCUCAAAGGACUUAAGGGUGAAAAGGGCUGCAAAGGACCAAAGGGGCAGAUGGGUCGACCAGGUCGAAAAGGAAUAGAGGGAAGCCAAGGUCCUCCUGGUGAGAUGGGGCCUAUAGGCCAAAAGGGAGAGAAGGGGGACAGAGGCUGGCGUGGUUUAUUUGGUGACAUUGGUACACCAGGAACACAUGAGGGUCCUCAAGGGCGCACUGGUUCAAGGGGUGUGAAGGGACUUAAAGGUGACCCAGGAAAAAGAGGUGGAAAGGGUUACACAGGGAAGCCUGGUCUCCAUGGACAGAAGGGUGACACAGGACAAAAAGGAAACACUGGACUGCGAGGACUGGAUGGAUCUAUGGGAGCACCCGGAUAUAGAGGGAAAAAAGGAAUAAAAGGUGGUCAGGGACCCCAGGGAUUGACUGGACAUAAUGGAGUUGUGGGUAAACGAGGCUCAAUAGGUGAAACUGGUGCUUCAGGGAAAGUAUACAUUUUUCCAGGACACAGAGGAGAGGAAGGUGAUAAAGGCCCUCCAGCAUUUUGUAAUUGCUCUUUUGCAAAUUAUUUUGAGCCAAUCAGUGGACGGGGAAGACAUAAUUAUAAGGCUACAUCUAUUUACAUUGUGAAUGGCGAGAGUGAGAUGUCAGAGUUGAGAUAUGAAAAUGUCAUGGUCCUGAGGAGGGAUACUCACAUGCUGUUUGUCUACAAUGGCUAUGAAUGGAUUAAUGUACGUGCUCAGCUUCAGCAUAAAUGAGAAGCCAAACCACAUGUCUGAUGGAAUGUUUGUCACUUUUACCUGCUGUGUAAUAAAUGCA